Plenodomus lingam JN3 is the source of this 1659-nucleotide messenger RNA. RefSeq lists its product as uncharacterized. The record is from RefSeq and is a predicted model, not a curated record. NCBI's taxonomy places the organism in Eukaryota, Fungi, Ascomycota, Dothideomycetes, Pleosporales, Leptosphaeriaceae. Gene Ontology annotation, molecular function: flavin adenine dinucleotide binding; oxidoreductase activity, acting on CH-OH group of donors.
AUGGGGUCUCCGGUGCGCGCUGUUGCGCUGUUGAGUGUUGUGGUUGCCACUGCAGCUGCGUUGUGCGAUGGUGGUGAAUGGGAUGUUAUGGUCGUUGGUUCUGGGCCAGCAGGUAUCGUGGUAGCCGACCGCAUGAGUGAAGCUGGAAAGAAGACGCUGCUACUCGAGCAGGGCGGGCCAUCAUACUACGUCACCGGAGGACGCGCGCGGCCAGACUGGCUCAACGGCACAGAACUCAGUCGUGUCGAUGUCCCCGGCCUCUACAAGUCCAUCUUCUCGACGCCGGAGGGCGGCACUCUCACAUGCGGACCCGGUGUAGUCAAUGCUUUCCAGGGCUGUACCGUUGGCGGUAAUACGGCGAUAAACGCGGGCUUGUUCUUCCAGCCGCCCGCCAGUGAUUGGGACCGGUACUUUCCUGCCGGCUGGAAAAAUGACGAUAUGCAGAGUGCAAUCCAGAAAGUACGGGCGAUGCAGCCUAGCACGGACAAUCCGUCGCAGGAUGGGAUACGGUAUCUCCAGAGUGGAUACGAGGCUGCCAAACAAUGGCUGGUGGACGGUGCGGGAUAUGCAAACGUUGGAUUGAACGAUGGCCCGGAGAAGCAUAGCAAGAGCAAAGUCUUUGGCCAUACAAUCUUCAACUAUGAAGGCGGACAGAGGAGUGGGCCGGCCAAGACAUAUCUCCAGGCUGCGCUUCAACGACCAAACUUUGCUUUCCGCACCGGUACCAAAGUCGUACGUGUCAUACGCAACGGCGAGUGUGCGACUGGUGUCGAGACGCAAUCGACCAGUGGGGAAAACACAAACAUCUGCAUCAAACAGGGCGGGAAAAUCAUCCUCUCUGGCGGCCCUCUCCUCAGCCCUCAACUUCUCAUGUGGUCUGGCAUUGGCGACCCGGAAGUCUUGGCCAACCUCACCACCAGCGGUCAUCUCGCAGUCUCCCCGCAAGACUGGAUCAACAACACAGCCGUGGGCGACAAAGUGUUCGACAACCCCAACACAUUCAUCCAGCUCAAGGCUGACACCAUCUCUUCCUUUGAAUACAAAUACGCCGACCCCACACCCGACGCUCGCGACUUGUAUCUCAACUCUCGCUCUGGCCCUUACACAUUCGCAUCCCAGACAAGUGCAUUCUGGGACUUUAUCCAACAGGGCGACGAGCUUGUAGGCUGCCAAGGUACCAUUGACUCAUCGGGAUCAAAAGAUCACCUGGACAACGGCACCAUUACUCUCAACGUCUACGGCACAUCUGGUUUCCGCUCCUUGGGCCGUGUGGGUGUGGACGCGAAAGGUGUCGCAUUGCCAACUCUUGUACCCUACACUAACAGGCUCGACGCCGUGGCCGUAGGCACUUUCAUCCACAACAUUUUUCAAGCCCUGCCCCCGACUUUGAACCCGCUCAAUGUCGCGAGGAAUUCCACUGUUGACGAGUUGACGACGUGGGUUAGCUCGCCAAGCAAGUACACGCUGGGCAAUGUCCAGCAUUGGAGCAGCAGUUGUAGGCUCGGGUCUUGUGUGGAUCUGGAUACAAAGGUCAUCGGCAUGGAUAAUCUCUUCGUGGUCGAUGCCAGUAUCGUGCCGCCGCUGACUACGAACCCAGUCAUGGGAAUCAUGAUUGCCGCGGAGAGGGCCGUGGAGCGCAUUCUAGGUUCUUGGAAGUAG